GGCCGGGAGGUGGUGGGUGGAUCCAGGUGAGGAGGAAUGAUGGGGAGAGUUGGGUGACAAUAGUGACAGAGGCUAAGAGAUGGUGGAUGGAGGCAACAAAGGACUGCAGAUGAGCAGAUGGAGUAAGUGGAAGAAAGGAAAGAAGUUAGGUGGUAGGGGCAGACUGGAGGUGAGGAACUGGCUAAAUCAUGAGUAAGGGAAAGAGGCAGUUACCUGAAACUGGUGAAUUUUGCCCCUCUACAUACCCCAUCUGUCCAUCACCCACACACUGCUCCCACUGGAUCCCCUCCACCCACUGUCCCCACCUCCCUUCUCUGGUUCCAUGCUCCACCUUUUUCUCCAAUCAGAUUCCACCAUCUGCAGCUCUUUGUCUCCUGCAUCCAUUUCCUCCCCACCCCGUUGCUAUUCCCACUCUAAACUCCUCCAUCUUCCCAUCACCCUUCUCACCUGGAUCACCCAUCACCUCCCAGCCUCAGUCACUAUUCCCACUGUCCCCUCAUUCAUCUUCCUAUCACUCCUUCCUCCUCACCUGAAUCCACCCAUCACCUCCCAGCCUCUGCUACUACACCUCCUCUCCCCUCUUCCAUCUGCCUCUGGCUGCUCUCCAUCCGGACCCAUCCAUCACCGCCCAGCCUCUGCUACUACACCUCCUCUCCCCUCUUCCAUCUGCCUCUGGCUGCUCUCCAUCCGGACCCAUCCAUCACCGCCCAGCCUCUGCUACUACACCUCCUCUCCCCUCUUCCAUCUGCCUCUGGCUGCUCUCCAUCCGGACCCAUCCAUCACCGCCCAGGCUCUGUUGCAAUUCCCACUCUCUUCUUCUCCAUCUGCUCACCAUCCCUCCUCAUCUGGAUCCACCCGCCACCUCCCAGCGUCUAUCACUAUUCUCACUCUCCUUUCCUCUAUCUGCCCAUCAGCCCUCCUCAUCUGGAUCCACCCGCCACCUCCCAGCGUCUAUCACUAUUCUCACUCUCCUUUCCUCUAUCUGCCCAUCAGCCCUCCUCAUCUGGAUCCACCCGCCACCUCCCAGCGUCUAUCACUAUUCUCACUCUCCUUUCCUCUAUCUGCCCAUCAGCCCUCCUCAUCUGGAUCCACCCGCCACCUCCCAGCGUCUAUCACUAUUCUCACUCUCCUUUCCUCUAUCUGCCCAUCAGCCCUCCUCAGCUGGAUCCACUCAUCACCUCCCUGCUCUUGCUCCACCCCUCCCCUCCAUCUCUCGAUCCAAAAUGCCAACUGUCCAUUUCCCUCCAUUGAUGCUGCUCGACCGGCUGGUUUUCUUCUCCAGAACCCGAUGUCUGCAGUCUCCUGUGUCUCCACUCUGAUCAGCCAAGUAGAGAUAUGAAAGACCAGGCUGUAAUUGUUAUAUGGUUAUACCCCUGGCAGCUUUUACCAUGUGCCUAUCACUCUCUCAAGUAAACAACUUGCCUCUGACACCACCCCCCCCCCCCAUGUUCAUUCAUCCAAUCACCUUAAACUUAUGCUCCCAUUGUAUUAACUAUUUCUGCCCUGGGGAAAAAUGAAAUCUCUGGCUAUCCACUCGAUCUCUGCCUCUUAUCAUCAGGGUGCAAACAUUUUCCCGGUUAAAUCAAAGUUGUUUUAAGUAUCCUGAAGUCCUCUCCUAGAUUCCAUGUGUGUUAGAAAGGAAGGUGCGACAUGUGCAUUCAGUUCUGGCCAUCCCAUCAUAGGAAGGAGGUGGAGUCAUUGGAGAGGGGGCAGAAGUGGUUCCCCAGGAUGUUGCUUGGAUUAGAGAGCAUGUGUUACGAGCAGACCUCCAAGUGGACCUCAACCUUGCAUGCCUCAAUGACCUGGGGAGCUUCGCCAGCUGGAAUCACGGCUUUACGCUUUGCCCUUGGUGGGGUCACCCAUGCCAAACAGGUCAAAGGGCAGAAGUCAGACUGAGAGUGGUCCUUCAGGUUCAUGAGUUCAGGUCAGGGCGUGCAAUCCUGACUGGUAAAAACGGAACCGUUUCGGAAACAGCAAUGAAGAAUCCCGAAUGCAACGGUGUUUCCUGAGUCUCCACCCGGGACUUGCAUGGCUGACGGUGGUGAAAACCGAGAGGAAGCUACUGAAAUGAUGAAGGAGGCCCUGAGCACUGCCAGAGAUGGAGGACCUUCAAUACCAGCAGUGUGACAGGCAGUAGGGAUCCCCCGCAAGCAGAACCAUAAUCCACUGGGCCAAAGGGUCAGAAAAGUUUACCUCAGAGAAGGAGACCAUUCGACCUCAACAAAGUCCAUCCAGCAUAACCGUAUCCUCCAGAUCUCUCCUCAGCCUCUACCACUCCAAAGAAAACAGUCCAAGUUGGGAAGGAAAAAUUAGACACACUUGAAGGCCUUUCCUGCAACCAUUGUGUAUAAUCAUCUAAUAACCUGAAGCAGAACGGUGAGUCAGAGUACAGGAAGCAGAUGGUGAGCUUCGUGACAUGAUUUCAUGGCAACAACCUUUCCCUCAAUGUCAACAAAAGAGCUGGCCAUUGGCUUCAGAAACGGUGGGGAGUGGGGUGCACAUGCUCCUGUCUAAGUCAAUGGUGCUGAGGUCGAGGAAGUUCCUAGGCUCAUCCCCAAUAGCCUAUCCUGGUCCAUCAAUAAGGCCAGGAAAACUCAUCAGUGCCUUUAAUUCUUCUGAAGGCUGCAGAAAUUCAGAUUGUCCCCAAUGACUACUGCCAAUUUUUGAUCAAUGCACUGAUCAUCCCUUUUCAAGUUCCCUCUGCAUUUCUCUUGAUUUUUUCCCUCUGAGUACGAUACCCAACUCCUUGAAUAUUCUGCAGGGAUCUGUGGACCUCAGCUCAGCACAUCUCACAAAGUAGCCCCCCCCCCCCCCUCCGUGGACUCUGUCUAUACUUCUUGCUGCCUCAGUAAAAAAUAAUCAAAGACCCCACCCACCCUGGACAUUCUCUCCUCAUUCUUCCAUUGGGCAGCAGACACAAAAGUGUGAAAGCACGUUCCACCAAGCUCAAGGACAGCUUCUGUCCCACUGUUAUCAUGCUCCAGAAUGGGCCUCUUGUUCAAUAAGAUCAACUCUCGGCCUUGCAAUCUAUCUCGUUAUGAUCUUCCAAUUUAUCCUUUAUUGCAUUCUUUCGGUAACUUCUACACUUGGUUCUGCAUUGUUUUACCUUGUUUUAGCUCAAUGCACUGUGUAAUGAUCUGAUCUGCAUAAACAGUGUGCAAGACAAGCUUUUCACUGUAUCGGUACAUGGACAAUAAUAAGCUAAUACCAAUACCAUUAGCGAUAGGAAACAUCUACCCCGUGCACUUCAUUCAGAAGCUUCUAACACACAGGCAGAGUGUUAACUGUAUAUAAAUCCUCAUGUGGUAUUAUUCAUUGUGAAACAUGAGGGCAGAGUCUGACCCAGGACAGUUAAAAAAAGCACAUAAAAUAAAAUAUUCUUAUUUGGAAAUACAGCAUCUGACUUCUUCUUGAUAACAUUAAGAACUGGAGACGUAAAACAGCCAUGCUGACAGCUUCAAUAUUCCAUGGUGCAAUGCAUUCUCUUUCCUCCUACAAUAAGUCACACACCAAUACAGUGCAGUGGCAGGCCACCAGUCCGUGACUCGCUGCUAAAACACUGAAAGGGGACCCACAUUACACUGGGUUAACCGUAUGCGAAAGCGUGUCUCCAUAAUGCUCAGUGCUCGCUUUAUUAGGUACCUCCUACACACCUGAUCGUUAAUGAAAAUAUCAACCAGAGGUCAUGGGUUAAGAACAAAAAGUGAAAAGUUUAAGGGGAGCAUGAGGGGAAACUUCUUCACUCAGAGUGUCGAAAGAGGGCGGAACAACUGCCAACACAAGAGCUGCAUUCAAGCUCGAUUUCAAUGUUUAAGAGAAGCUUGUGUAGGCACGUGGAUGGUAGGGGUAUGGAGGCCUAUGGUCCCGGUGCAGGUCGAUGAGAGUAGGCAGUUUAAAUGGUUCUGCACAGGCUAGAUGGGCCAAAGGGCCUGUUUCUGUGCUGCACUUUUCUACGUCUCUAUGACUUCACCUAAUCAGCCCAUUAUGUGCGGGCAACUCAAUGCUGACUCUUCCGGUAAGAUGGCAGCAUGGUGGGAUGCAGCAACCUCAACUGAAAGUUGAAAUCGAGCUCACAUUCACCACUUGCACUGGCAGCUCGUUCCACGCUCUCAUGGCCCUCUGAGUGAAGUUCCCCUCAUUUUUGUCUUUUUUAAAAUGUUUACUUUACAGUCGCAGAGCAACAUUGGACAUUAAGAACGUCUGGUACUGUAGGUCUACCCCAUCAGCGAGUUGCUUGUGGGUAGAGGAGCUGGACUUGGUGCUGGACUGUUACUGCCUGCUACAGACGGGCAUCAAAGUCGGUGCUCAAAGGUGAUGUACAGUCUAACAGCGAGUGAUUGUCUUGGAUGUUUCCCUAGCAAUUGCAAGACCCAGUCAGACGUUGAUAAUGCAAAAUGCUGCAAGUCCAUAUCCCUUGUUCAUUGGUGAGACAGACGGCAGGGAAGCUGCGUGGCCUCGGUUGUAGUGAGGACCAGCCCUCAAAUCAUGGGCUUGCCUAUUGCAGCAGUCCAGGAGAGGAGACGCCGGAGGCAGUGCAGUUUUGUGUCCACUCUGGGUAGGGGCUGACAAACCCCCAUCCCCGUUGGUGCUGUCCUCCAGUGUUCAAUUGUCCAGCUGGAUUGCAUGUAUGUGUGUGUAUGUUUGUCUGCAGCUUGCUGAUAACUGCUUGUUCUUGGCAAUAAGAUUCAUGCACCAUCAAGUUACACAUCCUGUAUGUUUACUUGUACCUUAAAUGUACUAUAUGUGCCUUGUUGUUCCCAAGGUUGUCAUAGCCAGGGCUGGUAGUGGGGAGAAGCCCGCACUGCCCAUAAAGAGCUCCAAAUGAUGUGCGUCACUAACAGGCUCUGACAACCUUCCAACUCCUGCCUUUCACAUUCGGCUUAGCUACUAGGCCCGGCAGAACUGUUUCUAGUGACAAGAGAAGGGGCAAAGGCAGACCACUGAUGCCUCAGAACCAGUUGCUUCGGGUAGGUGGGGCUGGUCAGCCUUGGAGAAGGAAAACUCUGAUUCUAAACCUCCGCUGCCUUGCGGCCAUACCCACCCACGGGAAAGGCUUCGGGAGUAAACCCCGAGGAAGAAAUCUGGAGCUGGGGUCCCUAAGGUGGUUUGAUGUUGUUUACAACUUCACUCUGGCAACCUCUGUGAUGACACUGCCCUUCCCUUGGACUACAUCAGUGACGUGGAGAGGGGGAACCCACCGCAUGGGCAACAGCCAGUUCUUCAAAUCUUCCCGCCAAGGCUUGUGCCCUGGAGAGGACAAAGUCCGCCAGAGGCGCAAACCCAUGAUCCCCUGGGAUCAGUGGCUGCCUACUACUAGAAUGUGCCUAGUGCUGUAUGCUGUUGGUGCUGUGUUUUGCACCUUGGCUCGGAGUAACAUUGUUUCGUUUGGCUGUAUUCAUUAUGAUUGAAAAUUAACCUUGAGCUUGAACUGCUGCGUGCUUGUUCUUGCAGAAACGUGGCUCCAGGACAACAUCUCAUGCACCAUCUUUCUACAGGCCAUGACCCUCAGGGACUUGAGCUAAUAUUAUUUUGUGACUGUAUGUGCUACGUGUGACUGUCGGUACUGUGUUUUACACCUUGGCCCUAGAGGAACGAUGUUUUGUUUAGCCAAUUAUAUGUGCGUGGCUGAAUGACAAUAAACGAACUUGAAGUGGUACAUUGGAGAAAGAGUGAACCUUACAUCAGGUUGACAACGAACAGUGUUCUGUCUGCAACAGGCUAAUAGCACUGAUUUAACCAGAUUCAAAAUGAUUCACUGAUAACAAAAUGGAUGACCAAUGCUGCAGCUAAGUUAACGGUUUGGAGACUGUCCAUCAUAUCUGAUGAUGACUGGAAACCUGUGUGGGAGAGUUUUAAAGUGGAAAAACUGUUGCAUUGGCAAACACGAGGAAAUCCGCAGAUGCUGGAAAUUCAAACAACACACACAAAAUGCUGCUGGAACACAGCAGGCCAGGCAGCAUCUACAGGGAGAAGCACUGUUGACAUUUUGGGCCAAGACCCUUCGUCAGGACUGGGGCAGUUCUGCUUCCUCAACCUUAGAAGCCCAGGUCCAGUGGUACAAGUAGUCAUCACAAUUGGGGUCUUCCUUGGUUGCAGUGAAACGCCAUGUCUUCUUCUGUGCCUUGUCAUGCCCUGUGCUCGCUUUGGAGUGUUGUAGAGCUACCCUCUUGGCUGUUGGAUCUCACUGUUGAUCUCACCUACCCAGUUCACUACAGCUGACCUUGUUUACUAGGACGGACGGUCACUGUGGUAUGGGGCCCAUCUGUCAAAGCAGUGUGGUGGGGUGGUAGCCGCUGUCACAUGUAAACAACUACUUGGAGCCACACGUGAGAGCUGAGUGGCUGAUGUGGACCAAAGGUGAGUGUACUGUUGCAGAUUGGACACAAUAAGCCCCUUCAUCUGAGAGGCUACCCCUCCCUGGACACCCCACACAGCCAAGUUAUUGGUUUGAGGCAUGAUUAUAGCUUUAGCAUGGUGACAGAUCUCUUUCAAUGGAUUGAGGAUUGAGCCAACCAAAAGACAGCUUUAAGUCCUGCCAUGAGAAUGCCCUAUUUCCAUUGGCUGGCACAGUUAUUUCCGUAUUCACUUAGAUUGAUAAUAUUAAGAACUGGCAGAGUAUGUGCGAAGGUGUAAGAUUUUAUAUGCAGCAUUAAGCAAUUGUCUUCCUAGGAAUCUGCCUCUGCUAUAACCUUUUCAACUGCUCACUACACCAAAACAAACAAGUUAGAAUUGCUGAAACUUCCUUUGAAACUUCGGAACAAAGUUAAUUGAAUAGAACUUGGAGAGUUUCAUUUAAAAACCUCAUUCUCCUGUGUGGUUUGUUUAUUAUGCCAAACAAUGAUGGGACAAUGUAGCUGUAAAGUCUUCAAGGAACUCCUGGAAUUCAGUUAAUUAAGCACAUCAGUUUUUUAAUGCGAUCAAUUUUAAUUAAACGGAAUUUUAAUUGAGAUCCUACUGGCCUGUGGAGAGGAGUAGCAGUUCUGUAUAGCUUGUGCUAGUAGAAAGCCCACAUUUCACUUCAGAUUUGCUGGCAUCUAAUUAAAAUGGAUGGAUUCUCAAGCCUUUGUACUCAAGUGGUUUUCUUUCCAUGACUAUUAAUGAUUUUAAUGAACUGAAGUAAUUCAGUAGUUUCCAUCUCCAUGUGUUAAUCCACUGAUCAUCACAACUUUAGCCUUUAAUGACUUUCCAUUUCCUCACAGCGACAAUUGAUCAGAUUGAACGAUUUGUGUUGUAGCCCAAAAAAACACAUCCUGGGUCAGUAAAUGAAAGCUGUUCUUUACACUGCGAUCAGGCUGCAGGGUAUUAAAACCUACUGCUGCAGAAAUUCUUCUUUUUUUGUAUAAUGUCUCUGAGUAAAUGGGGGCGCCACGGUUAGCACAACGCUAUUACAGUUCAGGGUAGCAGAGUUCGGAGUUCAAUUCCAAUGCUGCCUGUAGCUUCUAAAGGUGUGUAGUGGAGGGAAUAUUGACUGGCUGUAUCACAGUGUGGUACGGAAACACCAAUGCCCUUGA
Molecule: messenger RNA, 7511 nt
Organism: Hypanus sabinus (Atlantic stingray)
Lineage: Eukaryota; Metazoa; Chordata; Chondrichthyes; Myliobatiformes; Dasyatidae
Product: proline-rich protein 36-like
Exons: 3
Coding region: 323-1339 (338 amino acids)
Source: RefSeq, a predicted model, not a curated record